AUGUCACAAGAACAAAAAGAAGGUGCCUAUACACCUCAGCAGCAAUACCAACCAGCGGCAGCAACAGCAGCAGCAGAAGCAACAGCAGCAACAGCAGCAGAUUCACCUCCAGCCGGUCUAACCCCCCAUGAGGCAGUAGCAGCACCAGUUGCUGCUGCUGCUGCACAUACACCUCAGUUUGCAUAUGCUGAAAGGGUCUCUGUGGAGCCGCAUUAUGCUGUGCCUUGCAACCAGCAGCAGCUUGCUGCAGCAAGCUGCAGCAACAACAGCAGCAGCAGCAGCAACAACAGCAGCAACAGCGGCGACAGCAGAGUUACUCAAGCAGCAGCAGCGAAUCCUUUCGGCGUAUCUUUGAUGCCCGCUGCGCACCUCCCUCCACAACCACCAGUGCCUCCUCCUCCUCCUCCAGGUCGCCCUUUUGCUGCUCCUGCAGCAGCAGCAGCAGCAGCAGCAGCAGCAAGUGCUGCAGCGGGUGCUUCAGCAGCAAUCUUCUACCAAUCUGCCUCCUCGGGUGUAUCUCCAGCUGCGAACUUUGCGUCUUUUUUGUCUCCUGCGUUUAUCCGGCUGCAGUUGCCCUGCCGGCUCGCGGGAGGCAGCAUGGUGCCGUUUAGUGCUCGCAUUUUGUUUGCGGUCGCCCCACACUUCUGUGGAAGUUCUAUCGAUAGCGUAUCCGCCUUAUCUUUGCUGCUGCAGCACUGCAAGCAGCAGCUGCAAGCAGCAGCAGCAGCAGCAGCAGCAGCAGCAACAGCAGCAACAGCAGCAGCAAACGACUCUUGCAACCACCUCCAUAGGCUGUGGAGGGCCCGCCUUAUUCGAACUGCUUUCCUCCUAGCUGUCGUAUUGACAGCAGCAAACUACCCAGAGUCUUCAUCUCGUUGUGGUGUGCACAUGGGGUGUACGGACUGCGCGGAGCAGUACUUCACUUACGCUGACUGUUCUGGUUUUUCGGAGAGUUGCAUUCGCAAUACAAACCACGGUUUGCUGCUGCUGUUUACGCGGCGUGUUGCAGCAGCAGCAGAAGCAUUUGAAGCUGCUUUGCAUGCAUCAUCAAGGAUGUCUCUGGGUUCUUCACUUGGGUUUCCUUUGGGUGUAUGCGUUAAUGAUAAAGAAUCGGCAGAAGAAGAACAAGAAAAAGACGAAGACGAAGACAGCUGGGAUGCUGCAUGCUUGAUGUUCAGCCCCACGCCGCAUGCAGUUUGCUGCAACAACUCCGCAGUAGCAAAGUUUUUCUCCAAGCGUCUCGAAGAUGCAACAACUGCUCUCGAGGGUUUGGUUCACGGAAACCCUUCUGGCGCUUUCCCCGGGAGUGUGCGGAAUUUGAUGACUUUGUAUGAAUUCGGAGCAAAGAGAGAUGAAUGCCUCGCCUUGCUGCAGCAAACCCUAAAAACAGCAGCAGCUCAAGACAAACAAAUACAGCAAAUCCUAUCCGAUUUGCUGGUGCUGUAA
Messenger RNA from Eimeria acervulina, 1446 nucleotides. RefSeq lists its product as hypothetical. Gene Ontology annotation, molecular function: protein binding. The record is from RefSeq and is a predicted model, not a curated record. Lineage: Eukaryota; Apicomplexa; Conoidasida; Eucoccidiorida; Eimeriidae. The transcript has 10 exons. The coding region runs from base 1 to 1446 and encodes 481 amino acids.